Blastocystis hominis is the source of this 366-nucleotide messenger RNA. RefSeq lists its product as hypothetical. The transcript is spliced from 3 exons. The record is from RefSeq and is a predicted model, not a curated record. Bases 1 to 366 code for a protein of 121 amino acids. Lineage: Eukaryota; Bigyra; Opalinata; Blastocystidae.
AUGCAAUCGCUGGCCGGGAAGCAGCAAAUUCAAGAGCAGAGGCAAGCAUGGAAGCAGCAAGAGCGAGAGAGAAGGAAGCAGAACAUGAUGAAAGUGUUGGAAGAGUAUUGCGCUCCGCUGACCGAUGAAGAAGUAUUGGAUUUUUUGCGAGGGAAGCAAAAGCAAAUCCUGGUGCAGCGCUGGCGUGAACUGUGGGGCUUCGAUUACUCGAGAGAGAUGACAACAAUUCUCAACGAAGUCAUUGAACUUUGCAUGGAGAAGUACGACUUGUGGUAUUCUGUUUUUUCAAACAAACAAUCCACUUCGCCCACGGAGCUUUCGUACAGACCGCCUGCGUCUCCUCCGAUUUCUGAUCCGGAGGCGUGA